Manihot esculenta (cassava) is the source of this 659-nucleotide messenger RNA. Its product is annotated as histone H3.2. Gene Ontology annotation, molecular function: structural constituent of chromatin; DNA binding; protein heterodimerization activity. Gene Ontology annotation, cellular component: nucleosome. Lineage: Eukaryota; Viridiplantae; Streptophyta; Magnoliopsida; Malpighiales; Euphorbiaceae. The coding region runs from base 100 to 510 and encodes 136 amino acids. The record is from RefSeq and is a predicted model, not a curated record. The transcript has a single exon.
AUCCAAAUAGCCUGCAUCACAUUCUCCAUAAUCAAGCACGACCCGAAGAUCAAAGCUGCUCUCAUUUACCUUCUCCAUUCUCCAGUAAACGAAGAGUAAAUGGCUCGCACCAAGCAGACUGCUAGGAAGUCCACAGGAGGUAAGGCUCCCCGGAAGCAGCUGGCAACGAAGGCAGCUCGUAAGUCAGCACCAGCCACCGGAGGUGUGAAGAAGCCUCACCGUUUCAGGCCUGGAACUGUCGCCCUGAGAGAGAUCAGGAAGUAUCAGAAGAGCACCGAACUUUUGAUCCGCAAGCUCCCAUUCCAGAGGCUUGUGAGGGAAAUUGCUCAGGAUUUCAAAACGGAUCUCAGGUUCCAGAGCAGUGCUGUUGCAGCUCUUCAAGAGGCAGCAGAGGCUUACCUUGUUGGGCUCUUUGAGGAUACCAAUCUCUGUGCUAUUCACGCUAAGAGAGUGACUAUUAUGCCCAAAGAUAUUCAAUUGGCCCGUAGAAUUAGGGGUGAAAGGGCCUAAAAUUGUUGUUUAUAUGUUUGGUAGAUCUGUGCUUAUAUCUAGAUUAAUUUGUUUCGUGUUAGAUCCGUUUAUUUCUGUCUCUGGGCCUUACUAUUGUCUAAUCAAUUUGUAAUCGCUACGGAAAUCUAAUGGGCAAGUGGUUUUGCUAA